Messenger RNA from Thecamonas trahens ATCC 50062, 1152 nucleotides. RefSeq lists its product as uncharacterized. The record is from RefSeq and is a predicted model, not a curated record. NCBI's taxonomy places the organism in Eukaryota, Apusomonadida, Apusomonadidae. The transcript has a single exon. Bases 1 to 810 code for a protein of 269 amino acids.
AUGGGCGUACCGGGUGCGGCGGCGCGGUAUGUGCGGAACGGCGGCGGAGAGGCGACGCAAAAGUCGGUGCGGCGGACAGCCUUUGCUGAGCUCCGCAUCUGGCUGGUCAUCGUCGCCAUCCUUCAUGCGGUACAGGCGAUAGUCUUUCUCGCUCGAGGAGGAAUAGCAAGCGUGCCGGUGACUGCGAGCUUUUCCAACGCUGCGCCUGGUCUUCUCGCUAUCCCUCAGGCCAAAGUGCUCUUCUCGGUCAAUCUCGCCUCGACAACUGCUUUGUACGUCGGUCUCGAGGCCGCCGGCCUUGCUCUCCUCGCUUCUGUUGGCUUUGACCGUUAUUCCACGCAGAUCCGUCGUCGAGCCGGCUCGCUUCGCUGGCUGGCCAUGGGUAUACCGGCUGUCAUCAUGUACUUGCUCAUCGCCAUGAUUGCCGGUGUGACGGAUCUUGCGGCGCUGCUCAUGCUCACGUCGUCGAUGGUGGCAUGCUUUGCGCUCGGUUCUGCAGCAGAGGCCAACGUCCGGACGACUGGCAGUCUUUCUUGGACUUUGUUCGGGUUUGGCUGCUUUGCCGGCGGCAUGCCGUGGCUGGUGAUUGUUCUCUAUGCCGCCAUGGCCGGCGGCGCGUACCCGAGCUUUCUCGUGGCGCUGGUAGCUCUUCAGAUGGUCGCCACGCUUGCCUUUCCGCUCAACUUGGCCAUCACCAACUCACGGUUCGGGUGGUCUGCACUCACAGGCGAAGUCAUCUUUGUCCUUAUCUCGCUCAUGGCCAAGACGCUUCUGGCGUGGAUGGUGUUUGGCUUCGCGUCGCUAGAGUAGCAGUACCGAGCUCAGUUUGACGACGAGGAGCCGACCGAGCCGAUGGCGGGAGCGGGAGCGGGAGCGCUCCCGUUCGACCCGACUAUGGAUGGCGGCGGCGUGUGCUUGAACAAGCUGGAGUCCAUGCCGACACCGGUGAUGAUGCUGCUGGAGCAGCCCGAGUCGGCUAUGGUGUCGAGAGAGGCAACCUGAGCAGAGGCUUCGUGCCGGUGGCCAAGAUCGGCGAGCAGGACGCUCUCGCCAUCGCCCAUCCGGCUUUGCGUUGCCGGGUCGAGGUCGGCGGCGUCAUCAAAGCCGUCAGCGUUGGCAAACACGCCCGAGACGUAAAAUUCAUCUGCCUCG